Molecule: messenger RNA, 579 nt
Organism: Actinia tenebrosa (Australian red waratah sea anemone)
Lineage: Eukaryota; Metazoa; Cnidaria; Anthozoa; Actiniaria; Actiniidae
Product: histone H3
Cellular component (GO): nucleosome
Molecular function (GO): DNA binding; structural constituent of chromatin; protein heterodimerization activity
Source: RefSeq, a predicted model, not a curated record
CAAAGGAAUCUACAAGAAACAUGGCUCGUACUAAGCAAACCGCACGAAAAUCUACCGGAGGAAAAGCUCCCCGAAAACAGCUCGCCACCAAAGCAGCACGUAAGAGUGCCCCAGCAACUGGUGGAGUCAAGAAGCCUCAUCGUUACAGGCCCGGUACCGUCGCUCUUCGUGAGAUCCGUCGUUACCAGAAAUCAACCGAGCUGUUGAUCCGCAAGCUGCCCUUCCAGCGUCUUGUCCGUGAGAUCGCUCAGGACUUCAAGACAGAUCUCCGAUUCCAGAGCUCAGCUGUGAUGGCCCUUCAGGAGGCUAGUGAAGCUUACUUGGUUGGUCUGUUUGAAGACACCAACUUGUGCGCCAUUCACGCCAAGAGAGUCACCAUCAUGCCCAAGGACAUUCAGCUUGCCCGCCGAAUCCGUGGAGAGAGAGCAUAAGUUCUCAACUCAUUUACAAAACAACGGCUCUUUUAAGAGCCACCACAUCAUUCAAAAUCAAAGAUCUAUAUGCCUCUAUUGAAUAUUGACUAAUUAAUGCUAUAUGUGUUAAAUUCUGUAUGUAUURAAUUCCGGAGAUGGCAUUCAA